Molecule: messenger RNA, 778 nt
Organism: Coffea eugenioides
Lineage: Eukaryota; Viridiplantae; Streptophyta; Magnoliopsida; Gentianales; Rubiaceae
Product: protein SLOW GREEN 1, chloroplastic
Exons: 4
Coding region: 22-603 (193 amino acids)
Molecular function (GO): protein binding
Source: RefSeq, a predicted model, not a curated record
AAUAGUUGUGGAAUGUGAAGCAUGAAGAAAGGGAAGACGAAAGGGGCUGUAGAGUAUGUUGAAAGGUUAAUAAAGGUUCAGCCUAAUGAAAUGGAAUGGAGGCUUUUGCAGGCUCUUUGUUAUGAGAGGAUGGGUCAGUUUAGUAUGGCCAGGAGGUUGUUCAAGGAUAUUUUGAAGCAGAGGCCUCUUUUGCUCAGAGCUUUGCACGGUUUAGCAAUGGUGAUGCACAAGAAUCAUGAAGGACCAGCUGUCUUUGAGAUGCUGGACAGGGCUCUGGAAUUGGCUCGUUCUGAGAAAAAAGUCAAUGAGGAGAGGAACAUAAGAAUACUAACUGCACAGAUGCAUGUAGUAAAGGGGGAAUUAGAGGAGGCCUUGGAAAAGUUUCAAGCUCUUAUUAAUGAGAACCCAAGUGAUUUUCGCCCUUAUCUUUGCCAAGGUAUAGUUUACAGCCUGCUUGACAAAGAGAAGGAAGCUCUAGAACAGUUUGAGAUAUAUCAAAGUCUUGUACCUGAAGAAUUUCCACAGAAAAAGUUCCUUGAUGAUGUGAUUUUGUCAGCCAGAACAGAAUCAAAGCAACAGCUUGGGAAGGAGUUGCAAAGCUGAAUUAUCAUGGCAGACAUGGCAUUUGCAACUCUAUCUUUCAUACUAACCACUUACCAACUACUUGAAUCUCAGCCAGCCGUAGCAAACCAGUUUUACAACAUAAUUGUACAUGAAGGCGUGUACCUUGAUGUUUCUGCCAUGAUUCUUAAUGGAUGAAUCCAGCUUUUAGGUGCAA